Symbiodinium natans is the source of this 1326-nucleotide messenger RNA. The record is from the annotation of a GenBank genome assembly. NCBI's taxonomy places the organism in Eukaryota, Dinophyceae, Suessiales, Symbiodiniaceae.
AUGGACUCGUCGACCAGCUGUCUGGAGAACCUGAGCCCUUUCGAGGAGGGCCAAGAUGGAAUGUACUUGACCUGGCGCUACAAGCCUUCGUUCCGAAACGUCCACAGAGUUGUGCAGUCCUAUCUUCAGAUGCUCAUUCUCUUGGCCCUGGCAAUCGUGCCUAUGUGGGUACUAUCCUUCGGACAGAACGACUACUACGUGGCAUCUGAAGGCGGCAUGUGCCUACAGAGCGAUGGUGUCACGCCAAUCUCGGCGGAGGACUAUCCCACAAACGAGCCUCCUCACUGCAAGUAUGGUCUCACACCAGAGGCUGCAGAGGGAGGCUGGAUGACGUCGCCUUGGCAAAAGCACGCCCACCGAAAUGGAGCUUGGUAUCAGGCCUUGAUUGCAGCUCACAUCGUCUUUGGUUGUGUCCUCACGGCGGCCACGUUCGUCGCCUUCUUCUCCUUUCUCUUUGGGCAGCUCUGCUGCGCAGCACACCGUGGUAGUGAGUCAGCACGUGUCCGCAUCACAUCGCUGGUCUACUACUACGGCUUCGUGUGGGGCUGGGUUGCAAACAUCACCGUGGCGAUCGCCAUGGCCUUCACGCGCUUCUUCACCCUCGGCUCGGAUGCCACGAACUGGAGGUGGAUGUUCAGCUCGGGAUUCUUCGUGACAUUCUACUUCAUCGUCCUCAUCGUGCUCUUGAACCUGAAUGUCUUGCUACAAGAUAGCAAAGCCGACACCUACACCGUCGGGGAGACGUAUCUGCGGCGCCUGACACUCUACAGCGCGCAGGGCAUGUUCGUCAUGUGCCUCUCCCUGGUGAUCGUCCUGACAUUCUCACCCGAAACGAUGGAGCUUUUGGGCAUGUCCGACUACGAUCGCAUCAUGCUGGCGGUCGUCACCGCCUUCAUCAUCGAGCCGAUGUUAGGCUUCGGAUUCAAGAUCAGUUCAAGCUCCGAUGAUCACUUUAAAGCCCUGGCGGCUUGCACCGUCUACUUCAUCACCAUCCUGACGAUGGCGAUCAACCUCACGUACAUGUUCGACACAACGAAGACCGUGCCGGUGGUCGUGCUGCUGCUUAGCCUCUACCUUGCCACGAUGAUUUGGACGGGAUUUCUGAUAUCAGCGCAAGGAGGGUCAGGAGAAGAUCAAAGCAUUUGCCAGCAACUUUGCCGAGUCUUUUCUUGUGGCUGUUGCGACCUCUUCGGCUCCAAGCCAGCGCCGGCCUCCGCGACACCCGGGAAGCCCGCAGACGGCGCUCUCCCGACGCUGCUGGCAGAUCGCUUCAAGCCUGCGGACCAGUCACCGCUUCUGGAGGAUGCCAAGAAGAGUGAGGCUUAG